Paramecium sonneborni is the source of this 709-nucleotide messenger RNA. NCBI's taxonomy places the organism in Eukaryota, Ciliophora, Oligohymenophorea, Peniculida, Parameciidae. The record is from the annotation of a GenBank genome assembly.
AGCGAUUUUAUGUUUUGAUAAUUCAAUUGAAAUAAAUCCUUAAAUGGAUGAAGCUUAAAUGAAGAAAGGUAUUUUACAUCCAUCUUUCUAGGCAAUGCAUUAUACAUGAUGUAAAGAUAUGAAGAAGCUAUUGUAUGUUAUGAUAAAUAGAUUGAGAUAAAUCCUUAAAGGGAAUUAGCUUAUUAUAACAAAGGUAAAAUAGCUUUUCCUUUCAUUUUUUUAGGAAAUGCAUUAAUAAAUGUAAAACGAUAUGAAGAAACAAUUGAAUGCUAUAAUAAAUUAAUUGAAAUAAAUCCUAGAAAUGAAGAAGUUUAUUAUAUCAAAGGUAAAAAAGUUUUUUAUAUUUUUUUAUAGGUUUAGCAUUACGACAUAUAGAACGAUAUGAAGAAGCUAUUAAAUGUUAUGAAAAAUCAAUUUAAUUAAAAAAAGAAGAAGCUUAUUUAAACUUAGGUAAAAAAUUUUUAAUUCCUCUUUUCUAGGUAAUGCGUUAUGCACGAUAGAAAGAUAUGAGGAAGCAAUUGUAUAUUACGAUAAAACUAUUGAACUUAAUCCUAAUACGGAACAUGCUAAAAUUAAGAAAUGUAAUUCUUAAUUUCUAUUUCAAUUUUUAGAGUAAGCACUAAGUAUGCUGGAUCAUUAAUAAAAAACCUAAAAGCAAAUAGAUUAAUUUAUAAUGCUAAAAUGAUGCUGAAAUAUUUUUAAAAAGUGU